Molecule: messenger RNA, 1295 nt
Organism: Hymenoscyphus albidus
Lineage: Eukaryota; Fungi; Ascomycota; Leotiomycetes; Helotiales; Helotiaceae
Source: the annotation of a GenBank genome assembly
AUGCGUGCCUCGAUCAUACUUUUUACUCCAGCUCUGGUUGCUCUCGCAGCCCCCGGUGCCGUUGUCCAUGACGUUCGAAAUAUCGACUGGGAAGCCGCACUUCUCGGCACAACCAAUGGCCUCGAGAAGCGAGCACGAAGCGAAGUCUCUAUCGACACUGUUUUCAAGAAACUCGGAAAAAAAUAUUUUGGAACUUGCGCCGACAGAAGUUUAUUGAAUAAUGCCCAAAAUUCAGAAAUCAUCAAGGCGGAUUUUGGUCAAAUAACACCUGAGAACUCGUAUGUUUUCUUCUCUAAGCCGACUGAUAAGAAUAGGCGACUAAUCACUUCAACAUACAGUGGCAAGUGGGACACGAUCGAAUCGUCACAAAAUAACUUCAACUUUGGAAAUUUGGAUUUCUUGGUUGAUUGGGCCACGACGAAUGGAAAGGUUGUGAGAGGUCAUACCACUGUUUGGCAUUCACAAUUGCCAGGUUGGGUUUCGUCUAUCAACAAUAAGCAAACCCUUACUACUGUCAUUCAAAACCACGUAACCAAAGAGAUUGGAAGAUAUGCUGGCAAGGUUCUUCAAUGGGUAUGUCGUUUCUCCUCCGAGAAUAAAGCAAUUACUGCAGUGCGCUGACAUUGAUAUUUAGGAUGUUAUCAACGAGAUGUUUAGCGAAUCUGGCGGCCUUCGUGACUCGGUAUUUUCCCGUGUUUUGGGCGAGGACUUUGUCCGUAUCGCAUUUGUAGCUGCAAGGGCGGCUGACCCAGCUGCCAAACUAUACAUCAACGAUUACAAGUAAGUAAACUCCAAGCAUCUCAGAUUCUCGGACACUAAGAAGUCUUAGCACCGUUGAGAAAGGAGCAAACUAUGCCAAGACAACCGGCAUGAUUAACUACGUGAAAAAAUGGAUCGCAGCAGGAAUCCCAAUUGACGGAAUCGGUGCACAAGCUCACCUCAUGGCGAACGAAGGGGCAAAUGUACCGGCCUCCUUGAAAGCCCUUUGCGCCAUAGUAUCAGAAUGUGCGCUCACUGAAGUCGAUAUCGUGAACGCCUCGGCUAAUGACUAUAUCAAUACUGUUAAAGCAUGUGUCGACAUCGCCAACUGCGUUGGUAUCACUGUAUGGGGAGUUCGUGAUCCGGAUUCAUGGAGAGCGUCAAACAAUCCCCUUUUGUUCAACUCGGGGUAUGCAACUAAACCUGCAUACGCUGCCUUGGUCAGUACCUUGGCGGUUAUGGCUCCUGCUGCUACUCGUAGCCCCGUGAGUGCUUCUACUACUUUGCACGCAGUGGUUGCUGAGCCGACAUUAUAA